UUGCGACACAGCAAUCGUUGUGUGACCUGCCAGUCUCGUUUUUAUUGUUCAGACUGCAGGAGGUAUAGCAAAGAAAUACUGCAGGAGUGAAUAUAUUUACCAAAAAAAAAAUUGCUGAAAACAACUCAAAAAAAUAAUAUAUCAACAAAAAUACCAACAAUUCAAUCAAGUGAUUCACAGGCUACAUUGUCGGUGGGCAUAAAGAAGCCAAAUACAUUUGGGCACUGCCAAUCAAGGGGGUACAACGAACAGCAAGCAAAAUAAAAAUUGUUGGCAUCUAUUGCACAAAAUCGUUUAAGCAAAUCGCUUCCUUAGCUAAUCGGUUCUUCCUAGUUCCCCAUUAUGUCUCUCACCUAUAGUCUUCGCACUCCAUAUGUGAGACAUGUGCGUUGCGAGUCGCACAGUGAUUACGAUACUCCCGGCUAUACGGUUAAUUUUCAUCAACCUGUGCUCGAUUAUUUGGAUGUCAAAACGCAACAUUUGCAUGGGGCCCCCUCGCACACUCCUUGGUCCAAUGAGGUGGGGUCAAGACAUUAUAAAUCAAACACCACCUUGAAUCAGCAUAAUGCUGUCAAGACCCUCAAAGUGGAGCAUGAAAUUGAAGACAGAACUGAGGACAUUAUAACAGAUCUGCACCUAAAACAUCGUACGCCAUUCGAUGAACUGCCCAUUUAUGACCCUUCUCAUGUCACCCGACACACUCAUCCCGACAAGGUGUCCGAGCAGGCACAAAAGCGCAUACGUUAUCUAAAUCAACGUCAGCUGGAAAAUCAAAUCAAGGAAGAUACCCAGCAAAUAAUUGAGCGCAUUAGCAAAUUGGAGUUGAGAAAUAAUGAGUUGCCGCGUGAGGUUGAGCGUCAAGUGCGUGGCAUAUAUUCCAGGGUACUGCCACCAGUGGAGCCAACACAAGUUGAGGUCUUCGAUGCCAUUGCCGAUCGCACAAGUAGGGCAACAUCACGUGUUCGCUCUGGCACCCCGGAAGGUCCUCAGCGUAUGCCUUAUGCUCCGUAUAUGCAACUAAUAGAUGACCGCCGUACCAGCAAACUAUUCAAACAGGUCACCUCUUCGCUGAAAGAAUCGAAGCGUAUACUUCGCAAAAUGGAUGGUAGAAUCGAAUGUGAUUUCUAUAAAUGCAGCCUCAAUGACAGAUGUUGGUUGUGUCGCAAACUGAUGCGCAACAAUUCGCGUCUUCAUUACCAUCACUAGCUUCUUCAAAUGGCCACUUGUUUUCCAUGGGUCUAACGAUGUCUAAGAUUUCUGCCAAAGUGUGUUGAGUCCCAAAAUGCCUUCACGUACAUCUGUAACAGUUUGAUUCUGGGUUAGCUUUAUUAAAUUAUAGUACAAUUAACAUGUGGAUGUGUUUUAUAUUUAAGUUCGAAAUUUCGAUAUUUGUUGCUAAUACGUAGCGCACAUAUUUUUCCAUUUGCCACAAAAUAAAGAGAAAUGCCAAUUUUAA
Molecule: messenger RNA, 1456 nt
Organism: Stomoxys calcitrans (stable fly)
Lineage: Eukaryota; Metazoa; Arthropoda; Insecta; Diptera; Muscidae
Product: paramyosin, short form
Exons: 2
Coding region: 343-1206 (287 amino acids)
Source: RefSeq, a predicted model, not a curated record